AUGGGUGGGUGCGGAGGUAAGCCAUAAAAAAGAAGUAAAAAACCUUACAUUUUACCAAAAACCUUAGAAUAGCAAUGUAUGAUUUUUACUAAAUUUAGUUAAUGUUAUUGAAAUCGAUUUACUUUAUCUGAUAUAUUAAGACUUAGCUUCAAGAAAUGUAGAAAACUUAGUCAACAAGACUGCUUUUACAGAUUUCUUUACAAUGAUUGGUUUGUGGGGUGAACUUGUUUUUGAUUAUUUUAACUAAGAAAACCAUAGUCUAUUGAAUUUUGAGCAAUUUCUUAAAGGAGUGGUCCAUUAUAUCAAAUGUGAUGAAGACUAAAAAAUUUAGCAUCUUUUUAAAUUAUAUGAUUUAGAUAAAUAAGGUUUGAUUCGAAAAGCUGAGUUUCUUUAGAUGGUAAAAAACAAUAAUAAAAUAGAUAUAAAAUUAUCCACGAGAUGAUUUGAUAAAAUUACUUGAUGACCCUAUGUUCUUGGAGGAUCUAAAAAUUCUAAAAUAUUAUGAGACAAAGGAGAUGAUCAAUCAAAAAAAAAAUUAACCUAAACGCGCAGAUGAAUAAGAGUUUACAGAAUCAGGUAAUAAUAAUUAAAAUGAAAAUAGUUCAUGCAAUUUAGAGAAAAAGCUCUUUAAGUGGUGAAAUAUAAUCAAUAUAAGGGGCUAAAUCAGGAGAAUCUGCUCUAGGAUCUUAAAAUAAUUUACCAGCAUUUAAUGAAUAAAGUGUUGUUAUGAUGUUUCCAAAUGAGAGCAUGAUUGGACCAACAGGAGUUCCAAUGGGACAAUUUGGUUAAAACAUAACUUUCAAUAUUAAUGGAAAAUUAGUUGAAUUAAAAAGAGUCAAUAUUAAUUAUUUAGUUCAUAAAUAUGUUAAUAUGAUUUAUAAACAUAAAGCAAAAAAUGAUUAAGGGUAUAUUUAUAUUUUAUAAUUUAGUUUAUCACUUGAUGACUUUAAAUCAUUUGUGAAGUUGCAUCCAAAAAUAUUUGAAGGUCUUUAUAAAGCAUUCAAUUUUGAUGUAUGGGGUUUUGAUGCUAAUGCUUCAGUUCCUCGUUUGAUGAUGACACCAAAAGAUCUUGAAGGAGAACUCAAAAAAAUCAGCAAAAAAAAUCCUAAACUUACUAAUACCAGAUAUUUUAAAUUAAUGCAAAGAUUUUGCUUGUCUUUUAAAACCAAAGAAUCAACUUUACCUUCCAGUAAAAAAUUAUAAUUAGAUUUUAGGAAUCUUUUGUCUUGAUGGAUUAACAAUAUAAGAAAAAGUAAAUAAUUAAGAAUAAUAAUAUGGAUUUGAAGUAUCUCAUAAAGAUAAACUAUAUUAAACCAGAACAUAUAUGUGUUAAGAUUUCGAAGAUUAUAAAAGAUGGACCAACAGUUUAUAAAUGUUCUAAAAGUAUAUGAUUAUUCAUUUUUUUUAGAGCUUCUGUGAAUGAUUAUUAUUCAAUUCUUUAGAAAAUUGGAGAAGGCAAAUUUUCAAUUGUAUAUCUUUGUGAAUGCAAAAAAGAUAGAUAAACAUUAGCUAUAAAAAUUAUAGAAAAGUUUAAAUUAUCAAAAUCUGAAAAAUUAAUGCUUGCGUAAUUUUAGUAUUUAGUUUUAGUCAUGAAGUGGAAAUCAUGAAAUUACUUAAUCAUUCUUGUAUUGUUCGUUUUCAUGAAAUUAUUGAAACAAAAACUCAUUUAAAUAUCAUCACUGAAGUAGUAAGAGAUGGAGAUUUAUUUGAUUACAUUAUUAAAAAUGAAAAUAUUAAUGAACAAGAGGCAUCCUUAAUUAUGAGUUAACUUUUUGACACUCUCAAUUAUGUUCAUAGUGUUGGAAUUGUUCAUAGAGAUUUAAAACCAGAAAAUAUUAUGAUUGUUUUGGAUACUACAAAAAAAAAUGUCAAAUAAGUAAAAAUCAUUGAUUUUGGUUUUGCUAAUUUUUUAACAAACAUUUAAACAAAAGAAGGGGAAGCACUUUGUGGAACUACUAAUUAUCUAGCACCUGAGAGUUUGGAAUAAAAAAAAAUUGAUUUUAAAGUUGAUAAUUUUGCAUUGGGAGUUAUCUUAUAUUUUCUACUUUCUGGUACAUCAAUUAUUAUAUUAAAUUUAGGUUACUUACCUUUUGAUUCAGAAUUUCCAGAGGAUAUUAUUAAAAAUAUUAUUGAAUGUAAAUAUGAUCUCCAAGAAGAGUUUUGGUAAUAGAUUUCAGAAGAUGCGAAAGAUUUAAUAAAAAAACUGUUAAUGAAAGAACCUGAUGAAAGAAUUACUUUGUAAUCAGCUUUAGAGCAUCCAUGGAUUUUAGUAUAAGUUUAUAUUUAAAUAGAAUCGAAAUCAAUUGCCAACUAAAAAAGCAUAGAGAAUUAAAAAUAGAUUAGGGUUAUUUUGAUU
Paramecium pentaurelia is the source of this 2356-nucleotide messenger RNA. NCBI's taxonomy places the organism in Eukaryota, Ciliophora, Oligohymenophorea, Peniculida, Parameciidae. The record is from the annotation of a GenBank genome assembly.